Lodderomyces orthopsilosis Co 90-125 is the source of this 1206-nucleotide messenger RNA. RefSeq lists its product as uncharacterized. NCBI's taxonomy places the organism in Eukaryota, Fungi, Ascomycota, Pichiomycetes, Serinales, Debaryomycetaceae. The coding region runs from base 1 to 1206 and encodes 401 amino acids. The record is from RefSeq and is a predicted model, not a curated record. The transcript has a single exon.
AUGUUAUUCAGACGGAGAAGCAAAGACUCGUUGAUGAGUAAAGAAUCACUGGUUUCAAUCAAAAAGUCACGAAGCGCCAGAGACCUACUACUGAAACUAACAACCACACCAUCACAAUCCAAGAAGUCAUUAGAAAAGAAUGAGCUUGAAACCAGUCGACCAAAGCUAAAUUUGGAUUUAAAUAGACAGUAUCUGCUCUGCGAAGAACCAUUUACAUUAUUGACUCCAAGGGAUGAUGAGUUUCAAGGCCGAGAUCUCAUGACACCUAUUCGACAAAUGACUGAAACUCCUGAAACAUCACAAGCUCCACAACAACGGUGCUUGCGAACGCAUUCGGAACAAAGAGCAAAAGUGUUGUCCACUAUAAUUGAUUUUGAAAAUGAAUCUAUUGUCGAGAUGUACACCCCGAGGAAACCAGUUCACAUACAAAACUCUAUUCGUCUCGAUUCAGCUUGUGGAAUUUUGGAGAGGAUUAGUAUAGGGUAUGAUCGAGAUGCUCCAGAGGUUGACCAACAAGCUAGCGGUGAGGAGGAUAUUUAUUCAAAUAAUCAUUCAGUUGAGAUAGAUGGAGAUGACUUGACUUUCGAUGGAGUAUUCAGUACUUCAACUUCUUGUCAAAAUUCGCCAUCUAAAGACCCAUUUGACAGUGUUUCAUUAACUGAAACGGAUAUCCAGAUAUACAAAAGAACACACAGAAAAUCCAAGCAUAGUAGUCUUCAUUUUGUUCAAGGCGUUAUUGAUUCACCGACAAAACCACGAAGAACGCAGAUUGCACCACUAUCAACAACAACACCCCUACAAGCUGGACUUGUGGAGGAUUCUUAUGAUACCAAAGAUGCUGGUUUAUACCAAUUGGAAAUCAUGUUAUUGCAGGAGAAGCACAAAUACGAGAUGAAGCAACAACAAAGAGCUAUGAAACAUUUACAGCUGCAAUUAAAUCAACAACGUACCGAAAAUACACAGUUGCGAAACCGAUUAGCCCAAUUGGAGUACAACGGAAGCCUACUACCAGCUUUCAAAUGGGAUAAACCUGCUACAAGGAAUAAAGAUGUGAAAAGUCCCAAGGUCACUUUUAAAGACGAUGAUGAUGCUGGUUCUUUGGUCUCUGCUGAAGAGUCAAUUAUGAGCUUGUAUUAUGAUGAGAGAAAAGUAUCUGGCGCUUCGACAGUUGGUUCAUCGACUAAUAGCGUAAACCAGAAAGUAUGA